Molecule: messenger RNA, 873 nt
Organism: Periconia digitata
Lineage: Eukaryota; Fungi; Ascomycota; Dothideomycetes; Pleosporales; Periconiaceae
Source: the annotation of a GenBank genome assembly
ACGUCGUGCACCAACAUGUCUUCCAGGGCGAUUAGCACAGUGAAGCAAGUCUUCAUACUACCUACACGAGAUAAUAUACAUGCUGGAUUAUACCAACUCAAGGGUGUGAUAUACUUCGUACGGCAUCCUUUCUUGUAUCCUCUGUUGCAAGCUCGUUUGAUACCCGCUGUACUCCUCAGUGCAUUCGUUCUUUUGAAUCUCUUCGUCUGGACAUAUCUGCCACAGGUCGCGUUUCUUGCCCUCUUCCACAAAACGGGUAGUGCCUGGUUUAACGCAACGUUCCUUAUCUUGGGAGAAGGAUCGGCAGUUGUGGCGAUUCUGUUUGAAGCCUUUCUAGUUGAUGAAUCUCAAGUCGACAUCUUCGAUGCGGUACUUGUUCACAGAGGUUAUGAGGAUUUGGUCCGCCCGUUCAGACCAGUCUCAGACGGUUCUCUGAACAACCCUGUUCGUCGACUGGGGAAACCGACUACUUCGUCCGUCUAUGGCCCUUUCAACUUCCGCCAGAUAGCAGAAUUUGUUAUCCUGCUCCCGCUCAACUUUGUACCGUAUAUUGGUGUGCCUUUAUUCCUGUUACUCACUGGCUAUCGUGCUGGUCCUCUACAACAUUGGAGAUAUUUCAAACUGCGAGGGUUUGAUAAGAAACAGAGAGAAGUCUACGUGAAGAGAAGAACUUGGCAGUACACCUGGUACGGCACUGUUUAUCUCUUCUUGCAACUCAUUCCUCUGGCGAGCAUGUUUUUCCUUUUGACGGCUGCGACUAGUUCCGCUCUAUGGGCCGCUGAUUUGGAAACUAAACGUCGUCAGGCGGAAAAUGAGGCUGUCCAAGAACCCGCAUAUAGAGACAAUCUUGAUGAUGCGGCGGAGAGUGUAUGA